Messenger RNA from Pogonomyrmex barbatus (red harvester ant), 6320 nucleotides. Its product is annotated as nephrin. NCBI's taxonomy places the organism in Eukaryota, Metazoa, Arthropoda, Insecta, Hymenoptera, Formicidae. Gene Ontology annotation, molecular function: protein binding. The record is from RefSeq and is a predicted model, not a curated record.
GAGCCGACGCGACUCGCGAGGGUUCUUCGCGAUGUUCAAUGGUUUCAGUACCGAGCCGCCGCGGGUCAGGACUCGAUGUGGCUUCACCGCAGGGAAGGUUUGUUACCGUACGCUUGCACGACGUUGCGCGUCGCGGACGAGUGAUCCAUGAAUCAAAAUCGAAACAAAAGCGCACGGUGUCAUCGCCCACGGGUCAUUCGGUCGACCGUCCCCGCAACCCGCCACUCCGCAAGUGCCGAUCAAUGAUCCGGAAGUUACCAUCCGCGGGAAACGCGGCGGCACGAUCGCGCUUUCCCGGCCUUUAGGCACGGGACGUCGCUGAAGUUUCACGCGAGUGGAUUUCGCGAUUUUUCGUUACGUCUUUUCCUUAUUUUUCUUUUCCUUUUUUUUUUUAACGUCCGCUUCUGACAAUCUCCAUGUUCCAGGGCGCGUGAUCGCCUCGCCAGUGCGCGCAUAAUGCACAUGCGAGGUCGAGGGGUAAACGCGAAAGAAUCGAAGUCCUCGAUCGGACGCACGUUGUGCCGCUCCGAGUAAAUGUUAUAGUCCGGAUGCCUGUAUAGCCUGUAUGUUCGAUUGAUGCAGCAACGUGCGUUAUGGUUACAUCUGUUUGUCUCGCACUUUAUUACGCACUUCCAUUACGCACCCUCGGUAAGCUUGCCUGUCAUUUUUGUUCGCGACUCAUCGUUCGAUCGAUUAACCGUUGCUCGAUAUCGUGUAGAAACGAGAUAUAGCAGCAGAAAGUACAAUCGGUGGUGCGGCGAAAAGCUGAUGUUGAUAUUUGUUCCGCGAUCAAUAAGCAUUCAGCUCAAAUUUCUGACAUUCGCAUAAUCUCAAUUCUUUCUGGCAAACAAACAAGUCCGUUCCACUUUACGAUGCUCAAUGCGCAAUGCUUGGAAGAAACUGGAACGAUUUGACUUCGAGGCGAGAUAAUUUUUACGAGUGUCUCGAAAUUUGCCUUCGCACUGAAUCCUCUCAUUUCCGAAUGAUAUCACAUGCAUUCUCGAUCGCGAAGGAAGCAAACCGUGCGAGGUUUCCGAAAAUUCGCCGUGCUCGCGGCUCAGUUGCGAUCGGACGUAUAUCGCGCUGAUAGUUUCGACUGUCGGAAUAUCGAGAGACACAUCGAAUUCACUUUGCAAGUUUAGUUUGCGAAAGGCCCGGCGGAUAUAUCUCGUUCCAUUCCGCGAAGAUUUAUCGUGCGAUCGAACGCAUUAGCGAUAGGGAUUGGCGCGACAGGCGGCGGAAACAGAGGCACUCGGAAUCCGGAGAGGAUCCGGAGAGGAUCCGGAGAGGAUCGCCUCCGAGAAGAAGCGCCGCUCUGUGUUCCACGACGAUAAAACUACAAUCGCCACCCCGGAGCCUGUCAGCAGAGGCUUCGCUCCGGAUCUGUUUAUCCGGCAAAUCCAGUGAUCAUCCGCUCGCCCAACACGCCACAUGGAAUUCUGCAACGGCGAAAAAUUUACCUGACAAAACGCAUCGGUCGUGGAAUGAAAAAAAAAAGAACGAUAACAAAUGACGUAAAUACAGCCCCGGAUAAAGUUUCAACUACCUCCGUGUUUUGAAAAAUUACGUCUGCAUCGACCGGAAAAUCUGACGGAGAGAUCGAUCGCGCGCUUAAAUCGUCGUCGGGAGAAUUUCUCCAACCCGAGAGGAGGAUUUCCGCACGACGAACGAAGAUCGUCGAAUGAGAUGAGAAUACCAUAGCGGCGGUAGCGUGGAUCGUCGUUAGAGGUCCGGUGUUUCGUUCUUGAGAGACUCGAAAGACAAAUAGCUGGCGUCUCAUUAAAUGACGACGGGUAGGUGAGCGACAAGACAGAUAGGGGACGGCUGCGCGGAGUGUCGGUUCACAGCAACGGCUGCGGCAGCAACAACGACGAUAAAGAACAGUGGACGAUGUGGAUAGCGGCGCAAUGCAGCAGCAGCAACAGCAGCAGCGGCGGCAGAAGCAACAGCAGCAACGACAACGGCAUCAACGACGAGAACGGCAGCAGCGUCGGGGAUUGCAAUUAGUGCCGGCUCGCAACGGCCGCGAGACAACGUAACGACUGAAGUGAGAGGGGGGGGUGGCCGCAGGGGCUGCCAGCCGUUAGGGGGUCGAGGGUGUGUGCAGUGCGCGUGAAAGGGAGACAAAAUGUGGUGGAGGUGGUGGAGUGUCGUGACGACGACGACGACGACGGUGCUGGUCUUGGUAGCCGCUACGGCGUACUCGCCGCCUGUGGAACUAUCCGAUCUGGAUAAGCCAAUACCAAUUACUUUCGCCAAGGGUGUAGUGGGAGACAAAGUGCAUCUCCCUUGUGACAUUCGUUCCGACAUUAACGACGACGUCAGCAUGGUGCUUUGGUACAAGGAAGGCAGAGGCGAACCGAUUUACAGCUACGAUGCCCGCGGCCGCCGACAAUACAACAACGCCCGUCUUUGGUCGUCGCCCACGGCAUUGGGACCAAGAGCCUUUUUUGUCACGGCGGCGGAUCCAGCUUACCUCAACAUCGAACGGCUGGAGGGCACAGAUGAGGGGAUCUACCGAUGCCGGGUGGACUUCAGAAACUCGCCGACGCGGAAACAAAGGAUGAACUUAACCAUUAUAGUGCCUCCGUCGAAGCCGAUAAUAUUGGAUGGGACGACGAGGACCGUGUGUAGCAACAAGGAGCGGUACAACGAGGGAAGCGACGUGAACCUGAUUUGCGAGGUUCGCGGUGGCAAGCCACCCCCGAGGCUGACGUGGUAUCUCGACAAUACCGUGAUAGACGAGUCCUAUCACUACGAUACCCAGAGCGGGGUAACGGUUAACCACUUGGCGUAUCCGAAAAUUGGGCGACAACACCUCGAGGCAAGGCUGAUCUGUCAGGCCAGCAACACGAACAUGGUGUCACCGGCGAUAAGGCUACUCGUCCUCGAUGUGUAUCUAAAGCCAUUGAUAGUUCAAAUCCUGACGAAGGAAACAAAAGUUUCAGCUGACAAAAAUUAUGAUGUGGAAUGUCGCACGAGCGGUUCACGGCCAGAGGCGAUGAUUACUUGGUGGAAAGCAAACAAGCCAAUCAUGAAGGCAUCUAAAAAUUAUCCGCUCGAGAAUAACCAAACUUUGAGCAUCCUCAGCUUCGUGCCAACUAUAGAGGACGACGGUAAAUAUUUGACAUGCCGCGCGGAAAAUCCUAAUAUACCGGACAGCGCGUUGGAGGACAAGUGGCGGCUUGACGUACAAUACCAACCGGUGGUCAACUUAAGGAUGGGCGAAACGCUGAAUCCGGACGACAUCAAAGAGGGCGACGACGUAUACUUCGAGUGUAUAGUGCGGGCAAAUCCGAAGGUGUACAAGCUCGCUUGGUUCAAAGAUGGCAAGGAAUUGAAGAAUAAUUCCACGGCCGGCGUGGUUCUCAGUGACCAUUCCCUGGUGCUCCAAGGAUUGACUCGUUACUCCGCCGGCGAUUACACCUGUCUCGCCGCGAACAGCGAGGGAAAGACAGCCAGUAAUCCGGUGUCCCUUCAGAUAAUGUAUGCGCCGGUGUGCAAAGAGGGCAGGAGCGAGGUGGUGGUGGGCGCUUUGAAACUGGAGACCGUGUCGUUAGUCUGUUCCGUAGAGAGCCAUCCGGCGCCAUUGACUUUCCAGUGGACAUUCAAUAAUUCCGGCGAGCUCGUCGACGUUCCGCACGCGCGUUACUCCCACGCAUCGGCGCCUGGCACAUCAGACAGCCUGAAAGAGUAUCAGCAGUUUCACGGGUCCAGAAUGAAUUAUACACCAGCCUCGGAAAUGGAUUACGGUACGGUGUCAUGCCGGGCGACUAAUCAGGUUGGCAUACAACGAACAGCCUGCCUCUUUCAGGUUAUAGCCGCGGGUCGCCCGUACGCCCUUCACAAUUGCAGUGCCACGGAGAUGUCGGCGCCUUUGGAUAUGGAGGAGCUUGGCACGAAGUCGGGAACAGGUCUGGUAGUCCGAUGCCUGGAGGGUUACGACGGAGGUCUUCCGAUAUACAGUUAUCAGCUGGAGGUCGUGUCUGACGAGGACGGAAGUCCGAUUCUCCUAAAUAAAACCAUGCCGGCAGGUCCCAACGGGCCGACUUUCGAAGUCGCAGGACUAACGACGGGUAGAAGCUAUCGACUUUUUCUCUACGCGAUUAAUGCGAAGGGGAGGAGCGAGCCUGCCAUCCUCGAGCCGGUAACUCUGAAGGGUGUCGCUAUGUACACGACCGGCAACACCGAUGCAUCGAUGCUGAAUCCGUUGUUGCUGGGCUUGGCAGCCAUGGCGACCCUUUUGGCUCUGGCCGUUGCUGGAAUCCUGGCGGCGCUCUAUCGGAAGCACUCCACCGGCCGACCCGGAAGUCCAAAGCACGCUCCUAUCGUAUGCGAGCCGCCUAAUGCAGGUGCAACCACCCCGGUGCACCCUCAGACCAAGCAGGCGGUCGAUGACAUCGAUCCGGACAUCAUACCCAACGAGUAUGAAAGAAGACCCCUAACGUACACCCCCGUCUAUAAGACACCACCACAACGAAGAAAGAAAGAUCGCGCCACCGAUGAGGACGCUUCGCCGGAGAAAAGGCCGAUCGUUCAGCACGGUCUAGACCUGCCUCCGGAUCCGAUGUUGACCGACUGCCUGCCAACGCCUACCAUAAAUUAUCCGCAAAAUCACGUGUCUCAGCACAGCGUUUACAAUCAUCCGCCCACGAUGGCUGAUUUCAAGCAGAUGGCGAUGGACGCCUACAAUCAGCGCAACAACCAAAACGUAUAUUAUAGCCUUCAGAGGACGAGCAAAGGGCUCUCGUCGAUGCCACAGAGGCCCGUUUCAUCGUCGAUCUCCGCGCAAGGCAAAUUCCAUCAACCUGAAGUGGUGACACGCUCGAAUCGGAUACAGGAGAGCUGUAUAUAAGUUCGGAGGGUUUCCCUGCGGGAUCAACCUCGUGAGCUUCUAAGAUGCCGCCGGCGAUUAUAUUUACACGUGUAAAUGUAACGAGUACGAGCGGGGAGAGUACGGCGUUAUGUAGAGAUCCAUGGAUCCCCGAGACACGAGCGCGAAGUCUAACGUGGUAUCUUCCCAUAGAGUUGGUACACGAGUUUUGAACCACUCCGCGAAACACACUUAACGUUUACCGUACAAAACCAUAGAGAGGCUGAUGGUGUGUUCCGGAUCGUAUUGAUGGGAACGCGGCCUCUCCUCGAGAUUACGUUACGCCGAUGCCGCCAGUGAGAGCGACAUUACGUUUUCAUAUAUAAUUUUACGGGGGAGACGAGGUGAAACGACAUUAGCGAGUUAGAGAGAUACCCCGUACAUGUCCAGAAAUAUUUCUUUACUGCCAUAUUGAGAUAUAAACGAUAUAUCGUAACGUACAAAGAGUCUAACCCCUAAAAGUAGUUAAUGUCAAUAACGAGGGAGAUAAGGCUGGGUUAAAGCGAGCCAGAAAAAAUUUUAACGAUGCUUUAUAUUUUAUUCAUAUUAUUUUCUGGUUCCCAAGUCGCGCACAGAAUGGCGUCUUUAUAUAUGGACGUCGCGUAUUAAUUCUUUUGGAACUUUUACAAUUUACUACAAAAUUUACUACUGUUUCUCCUUAUACAGCUAAUGCGAUUGGGGAGAUUAUUUUCGAUCAAAGCUCACCCUCCAGCCUUAUCCUCAAAAUACUAACGAUAUUAAUGUGAUCGUAUUCGAAGCUCAUCACUGCUCAUGUUUUUCGUACGCAAAAUUUUUAUAACGAUUCAAACAGAAAAAUAUAUUCGUUUAAAAGACUUCGCCGAACUCGAGAGAAUCUCUUAAGGAGCGACGUCUUCGUUCCCGAUCACUGACGCGGUACACAGACGUGGAUUUUACUGUUUAUAUGGAACUAGUUUUUGUACAAAGAUCUAUUGUAAAUAGACACGAGCCUGGCCCUAGAAUUAUAGUCACUAAUGUCCGAAUUUCAUUCGUUACACGUUAAGUCGAGAAGAUGUCCGAUCGCAUAAGAUAAAACUCGAUGGCAUACGAAUACGAAUAAAGAGAAUACGUUUCAUCUGUUUUACACAAACGAGCUCAUUCGCUUGUCUUUCCUACUUGACCUUUCAUACUCCUCUCCAUUAAGAGCGAAGAACGAACGGUACGAGAGAGAAGGCGAAAUUCCUAUGAUACGUGAGACGAAUUUAUUCGCGCAACGUACGUACUUGUGUUAUGCUUCCAUUAUGCUUCGUAUUCUCUCCAUUUCGAACGUGAAAGAAAUUUCUCUACUUGAAACGCUUGAACGAUAAUAUGAACAUACAUGUUGUAUAAUAAUACACAUAUAUAAAAGUGGGAUACAACAACAUUGCUCGAUACGUAUCUCGAUUGCACUUAAUGACAGAAAAUAUGUAUCAACUAUUUUGCCAUGCUA